AGGGCCUGGCACGUGGUAGUCCUGGAGGCCCAGGUGACCCUCAGACUGGCAGCAUGGAUGACUGGCACAGGACUUUUGACCAAAGUCUGCUGGUCCCUCCCCACCCACAGAGAGCACGCCAGCCAUUAAGGGAGUCGACGGCGUUCCAGUGUGUCCUCAAGUGGCUUCAGGGGCCGCUGAUGAAGCAGGGAGUGCUGGAGCUGCUGUCAGAGGUGGGAUGCCAUCUGCGCGUGUCUCUCUUUGAUGUCACUUACCGACACUUCUUCGGGAGGACAUGGAGGAGCAUGGUGAGGCCCGCCGAGCAGCUCUCAAGGCAGCCGUCCAGGAUCGUCUUCAAUGAGCCCUUGUAUUUUCAUACGUCCUUAAACCACCCUAAUAUCGUGGCUGUGGUAGAAGUGGUCGCUGAAGGCAGGAAACGGGAUCGGACCCUCCAAGCUUUGUCAUGUGGGUUUGGAAUUCUUCGAAUCUUCGGCAACAAACCGGAAUCUCCUACCUCUGCCGCCCAGGACAAACGGUUGAGACUGUAUCAUGGGACCCCCAGAGCCCUCCUGCACCCGCGGCUCCAGGACCCCAUAGAACAAAACAAACACAUGACCCUCAUUGAGAGCUGCAGCCUGCAGUACACCCUGAAGCCACACCCGCUCCUGGAGCCUGUGUUCCACCUCCUUCCCGAGAACCUGCUGGUGUCUGGUCUGCAGCAGAUACCCGGCCUCCUUCCAGCUCAUGGAGAAACGGGUGACGCCCUCCGAAAGCCUCGCCUUCAGAAGUCUGUCACCUGGUACUUGGACGAUUUAUUCUUCACGCUGUAUCCUUCCCUUGAGAAAUUUGAGGAAGAGCUUCUAGAACUCCUUAUCAGUGAUCACUUCCAGGAGGAGGGCAGCCCGCUGGACGACAGCGCCCUGGAGAUCCUGGAGCGGCGCCUGUGCGUGGGUGUGCACAAUGGUCUGGGCUUCGUGCAGAGGCCCCAGGUGGUGGUGCUGCUGCCCGAGAUGGAGGUGGCUCUGACACGCUCUGCCAGUUUCAGCAGGAAAGUUGAGUCUUCUUCGAAGGCCAGGUAUUUUCCCCAGGGUCCGAGUCCUGGCCCCUGUGGAACGAGGAGGUGUGAGUGGGCACUUAAUCAGGGAUCAAAGAGUGUCUGUGUGGCAGUGGGGACGCGACCCACUGGGGCCUCCUGCAAGGCAGCGUCCGUCACCUCUUUGUCCAACUUGGCGUGUAUGCACAUGGUUCGCUGGGCUGUUUGGAACCCGGCGCUGGAAGCCAGCUCUGGGAAGGUGAUGUUACCUCUGCAGGGUGGCAUCCAGCCCAACCCUUCACACUGCCUGGUCUAUAAGGUACCCCCAGCCACCAUGAGCUCCGAAGAGGUGAGGCAGGUGGAGUCGGGGACAAUCCAAUUCCAGUACUCGCUAAGCCCUGAAGGACACCGGGACACACCCACAGGGCACGUCAGCGGCCCCAAGGCAGAGCAGCAGCCCUCCAGGAAGCCACCCACGUCCCCUUCAAGCCCGCCAGCACUACGGCCCCAGGGGCUUGCCGCCCCCCAGGACUCGCCUGUGGGACCAGGGUUGUCGCUUUCCCAGCUGGUGGCUUCUCCACAGUCCCUGGCUCAGCACCGCUCAGCCACACCCUCUUCGCAGCGACCCGGCCCUGAGCCCUCCCUGGCCCAGGCGCAGGAGGCCCCCUUGGAGGGCAGGAUCUCUCACCUGGAAGCUGACCUGAGCCAGACGUCCUCGGUCCUGGGAAUGUCCAUUGCUGACCAGUUGCGGGAGCUGCCUUUCACACCCGUGCAUGCCCCGGUCGUCGUGGGGGCCCAGACCCGGAGCUCUGGGAGUAAGCCCUCGCGAGCCUCGAUGGUGCUCCUGCAGUCCUCCGGCUUUCCUGAGAUUCUGGAUGCCAAUAAGCAACCAGCUGAGGCUGUAAAUCCUACAGAUCCCGUGAAAUUCAACCCUCAAAAGGAAGAAUCAGAUUGUCUCCAAAGCAAUGAAAUAGUGCUGCAGUUUCUUGCCUUCAGCAGAGUGUCCCAGGACCGCCGGGGAACGCCGUGGCCAAGGACCGUGUACUUCACCUUACAGUUCUAUCGCUUCCCACCCACGGCAACGCCGCGGCUGCAGCUGGUCAGGCUGGACGGGGCCGGGAGGACCAGCUCGGGCUGCCUGUCGCACAUCCUCGUUCUGAUUAAUAAAGACGGCUCCUUGGAUGCUGGGUCUCCGGGCUUCCAGCUGAAGUACCUGGUGGAUCCCGGAUUCCUGAAACCCGGAGAGCAGCGCUGGUUCACCCGCUACCUGGCUGGGCAGACCCUGCAGAUCGAUGUCUGGGACGGAGACUCCUUGCUCCUCGUCGGGUCUGCGGCCGUGCAGAUGAAGCAUCUCCUCCGCCAAGGGCGGCCAGCCGUGCAGGUCUCCCAUGAGCUCGAGGUCGUGGCGACUGAGUAUGAACAGGACGCGGUGGUGGUGAGUGGCGAUGUGACCGGCUUCGGCAGCGUCAAGCCCAUUGGCGUCCACACGGUGGUGAAGGGCCGGCUGUACCUGACCUUGGCCAAUGUGGGUCACUUGUGUGAACAGAGAGUGAGAAAUUCCAGCUCGCUGCCACCUUCCAGGUCCCGGGUCAUCUCCAAUGAUGGAGCCAGCUGUUUCGAGGGAGGCAGCCUCCUUACGCGUGGGGGCCCGAGACCAGUGAAAAACGUGGUCCAAGCGCAGAAGCUGGCUGAUGUGGACGGCGAGCUGGCCGCCCUGCUGUUCACCCACACGCAGCAGGGGCACGAGGGGCCCCGGGGCGCCAGCCACGAGGGGGAUGCUGUCCGCAGGCGCAAGCUGGAGCGGAUGAGGUCCGUGCGCCUACAGGAGUCCAGAGCAGAGCUCAGCGGCCGCGGGACCAGUGUGGCGGCUCAGCAGAGUGUCCGUGCACAGCACACACGCGACCUGCGGGUCAUCGCCGCAUACCGGGAGCGCAUGAAGGCUGAGAGCAUCGCCAGCGCGCUGAGCCUGGCCAUCACCACACAGCACACAAUCUAUGCCACGCUGGGCGCUGCCGAGUUCUUCGAGUUUGCUCUUAAGAACCCCCACAACACGCCGCACACAGUGACCAUCGAGAUAGACAACCCUGAGCUCAGCCUCAUCCUGGACAGUCGGGAGUGGAGAUACUUCAAAGACGCCGCCGACCUGCACACGCCAGUGGAGGAGGACAUGUUCCACCUGCAGGGCGGCCUCGCCCCCCAGCUCUUCCUGCGCCCCAGGGAGACGGCCCACAUCCCCUUCAAAUACCAGACCUUUUCUGUGGGUCAGCCGGCCUCCGUGCAGGCCUCUGCUGAGCUGAGAUCUGAGAAGGCCACGGGCGCUGGAUUGCCCUUGAACUCCAGCAUGAUGCCCACUAAACACGCCAAGGUCUUGUUCCAGGCCAGCGGCGGCAAGCCCCUCGCCGUGCUCUGCCUGACGGUGGAGCCCCGGCCCCCCGUGGUGGACCAGGUCUUCCGCUUCUGCCACCCGGAGCUCACCUUCCUGAAGAAGGCCAUCCGCCUGCCGCCUGCGCACACGCUUCCAGGCACACCUGUGGGAAUGCCUGGCGAGGACCGCCCGGUCCACGUCCGAUGUAGCGACCCGAAUGUCAUUUGUGAGACCCAGAAUGUGGGCCCCGGGGAGCCUCGGGACGUGUUCCUGAAGGUCGCCAGCGGUCCAAGCCCGGAGAGCAAAGACUUCUUUGUCACCAUUUACACGGAUCGCUGGCUGGCGACACCCAUCCAGAUCUGGCAGGUCCACCUCCAUUCCCUGCAGCGCGUGGACGUCUCCUGUGUCACAGGCCAGCGGACCCGCCUGUCGCUUGUCCUUAGGGGGACACAGACGGUCAGGAAUGUGAGAGCUUUCACCUCGCACCCCCAGGAGCUGACGACGGACCCCAAAGGGGUCUUCGUGCUGUCGCCUCACGGGGUGCAGGACCUGCAUGUGAGCGUGAGGCCCUGCAGAGCGGGCAGCCGGUUCGUCCACCUCAACCUGGUUGACGUGGAUUACCACCAGCUGGUGGCCUCGUGGCUCGUCUGCCUCUCCUGCCGCCCACCUCUCAUUUCUAAGGCCUUCGAGAUCACGCUGGCUGCGGGGGAAGGGAAGGGUGCUAACAAGAGGAUCACCUACACCAACCCCUACCCCUCCACCAGGACCUACCACCUGUACAGCGACCACCCUGAACUGCUGCAGUUCAAGGAGGACUCCUUCCAGGUUGGGGGAAGAGAGACCUACACAAUCGGCCUGCGGUUUGUGCCUAGUCAGAGAGCUGGGGAGGAAGAGAUUCUGAUUUAUAUCAACGACCACGAAGACAAAAAUGAAGAGACGUUCUGUGUGAAGGUCAUCUACCAGUAA
Molecule: messenger RNA, 4343 nt
Organism: Ceratotherium simum simum (southern white rhinoceros)
Lineage: Eukaryota; Metazoa; Chordata; Mammalia; Perissodactyla; Rhinocerotidae
Source: RefSeq, a predicted model, not a curated record